AUGACUUCCAGCGGCACCCAAGCGCGAAAGAGCACCUUCUAUGAUUCAGCCUACAAUGCCGAUUACUAUGACAUAUGGGCCGAAGAGAAUGGCAAGACACUCGAUCUCAAAGACGGUGUACCCGCCUAUCCGCCAGUCUUCAAGGAGCAGCUUUCUUCACGCUCCCCCAAACCUUCCGCUGAAGCUCCCUUCGCCGUCCUGGACGUCGGGACUGGCACUGGCCGUAUCCUCAUCGAUCUCGCCAAUGCUGGCGAACGCGAUGAACUCGAUCUCUCGAAUGUCCACUUUAUCGGUGUGGAUACGGAACAAGCAAUGCUGGACCGCGCAGAGAAAUCACAGGCAACACUUGCCAGCAUGGCUCGGGUAGGGAAAAUCGUGUGGUCUUCAGGCAACGCCACAACUGUGGCAUCAUUACCAGCUCUCGAGAACUAUGCUGGAGGAAUUGACCUCCUUAUCUUUGCGGCCGGUAGCAUCAGCCAUCUCACCGGGCCUGAGGAGCCGCAACGAUUCUUUGCUCAGGCAGCCUCGCUUCUGCGCCCUGGCUCGGGCCGUGUGUACUUCCCCAUUAUGAAUGCUUUCAUCUCGAAUAGGUCUAUCUCCCAGGAACCAGUGGCUCCGAAGACCCAAUCGACAUUGCAACAGUUGGGGGAGUUCCCCAGCAAGACAUUCCCAAAUAUUACUUAUAAAAAGUUUCCAUUUGACGAUAUAAAGGUGGAGGGAAAUAUCAGGACCCACUACCAUAACUUCCAUGUUAUCCGCAAGCUGGAGUCUGGUGAAGAGGAGGUGGUUCAGAACGAUAGGGUGACGUUUUCGUUGCGGGCAUGGGAGGAGCCUGAACUUCUCGAAUGGACCAAGGACGCUGGAUUAGAAUUCGUCGAGACAUUUCAUGGGCAGCGUGACACCUCUUAUUUAGCCAAACCUAGACAUGAAAUUGACUUGCAAUUACUGUUGCAGCUGAACAGCACUGGUUCCGUGAAGUUUCCCAUAGCCCUUUAUCUUCGAGUGUGUUGCGAUAGGCCAUAUAGGGCACUGGAACAAGGGAUAGACCAAUGGUUUGAAUGGCAAAAUAACCACAUUAUUGCCCUCAAAAGUAACGUUAUUGAGGAAGAACCGGUUAAUAGAGAAUUAUCCACGGGUAUUUCGCCGCAUGGUGCGUUCGUGAAGGUCGAUACGGGGCUAAAGCUCGGAGUGAACAGAGGUAACCCCUCCACCCAGGUGUCCCCAAACUAA
Molecule: messenger RNA, 1230 nt
Organism: Histoplasma mississippiense
Lineage: Eukaryota; Fungi; Ascomycota; Eurotiomycetes; Onygenales; Ajellomycetaceae
Exons: 3
Coding region: 1-1230 (409 amino acids)
Source: RefSeq, a predicted model, not a curated record